Messenger RNA from Sebastes umbrosus (honeycomb rockfish), 3015 nucleotides. RefSeq names its product glucose-6-phosphate 1-dehydrogenase. Lineage: Eukaryota; Metazoa; Chordata; Actinopteri; Perciformes; Sebastidae. Gene Ontology annotation, cellular component: cytosol. The transcript has 14 exons. The record is from RefSeq and is a predicted model, not a curated record. The coding region runs from base 440 to 1987 and encodes 515 amino acids. Gene Ontology annotation, molecular function: NADP binding; glucose-6-phosphate dehydrogenase activity. Gene Ontology annotation, biological process: glucose metabolic process; pentose-phosphate shunt, oxidative branch.
UCUAUCUACAUGGGGAGCGGGCCCUCUUCACGGAGUCUGCCAUGUUGUACCACCAUAUGCAGUAGCCUUGAACGGACAAACCAAACACUGUUAACUUUCCUGCUUGGGCUGGAGUCGAUAAUGUUACUUGCUCCAAUCACCGCUCCUCUCUCUCUCUUGCUUCACCACUCACUUCCUACAUGCACACACACUUGAAGCAUUGGCUCUGCUCCAAAUGUCUCUACAGAGGGUCAUUUGGGUUUUCGCGUCGGCGACCGUAACUCUACAAAACGCUUGGCACACGGGAGAGUUCAGUUGGUUGCAAUCUCCUCACCUCACUGCCAGAUCCUACACACUGGACCUUUAAAACAAUAAAUUGCAAUCGAUUAAUCAACUAACCGUUGCAGCUCCAGAACCUCCACCUCCGCCUGGAGACAACGGUAGAGUCCCGUUAGGAAAAAUGACAAACAAAAUCCCCCUCUCUCGCUCUGAGGUGUUUGGGGAGCUGAGGAAGGAGCUGCAUGAAGAUGAAGAGUUCCAUCAGUCCGACGUUCACGUCUUCAUCAUCAUGGGUGCAUCGGGGGAUCUGGCUAAGAAGAAAAUCUACCCGACUCUAUGGUGGUUGUACAGAGACGGCCUCCUCCCUGAGCAGACGUAUUUUGUGGGAUUUGCUCGCUCUGACUUGACAGUUGAUGCCAUUCGGACUUCUUGCCUGCAAUAUCUGAAGGUGACAGAUAAAGAUGUAGAGCGGUUGGAAGCCUUCUUCAGCAGGAACACGUAUAUCAGCGGGAAAUACACAGAGCAGAGUUCCUUCUCCAAACUCGACAAGCACAUCCUGUCUCUUCCCGGAGGACCCGAGGCAAACCGUCUCUUCUACCUGGCGCUGCCACCCACCGUCUACCACGAUGUUACCAAGAACAUCAAGCACGGCUGUAUGAGCACCAAAGGCUGGAACAGGGUGAUCGUAGAGAAGCCGUUUGGACGCGACCUUCAGAGCUCUGAAGAGCUGUCCACUCACCUCUCCUCCCUCUUCACUGAAGAACAAAUCUACCGUAUAGAUCACUACCUGGGCAAGGAAAUGGUGCAGAACCUCAUGGUGCUCAGGUUUGGGAACCGAAUCUUCGGGCCGAUCUGGAACAGGGACAGCGUGGCCUGUGUUGUCCUCACCUUUAAAGAACCAUUUGGCACUCAGGGACGAGGAGGCUACUUUGAUGAUUUUGGCAUCAUCCGCGAUGUCAUGCAGAACCACUUGCUCCAGAUACUCUGCCUGGUUGCCAUGGAGAAACCAGCUUCCACCAGCUCUGAUGAUGUCAGGGAUGAAAAGGUGAAGGUGCUGAAGUGCAUCGCUCCAGUGUCCAUAUCAGAUGUGGUGCUGGGUCAGUAUGUGGGGGAUCCAGAGGGUGAGGGAGACGCCAAACAGGGUUAUCUCGAUGAUCCCACAGUUCCUAAAGGAUCAACUCAGGCCACCUUCACCACCGCUGUACUUUAUGUGCACAACGAACGCUGGGAUGGUGUUCCUUUCAUCCUUCGCUGUGGAAAAGCUCUGAAUGAGAGGAAAGCUGAGGUGCGGCUGCAGUUCACAGACGUUCCAGGGGACAUUUUUGGAGAUCAGUGUCGCAGGAAUGAGCUCGUAGUGCGUGUGCAGCCCAACGAGGCAGUCUAUGCCAAGAUGAUGAGCAAGAAACCCGGCGUCUACUUUAGCCCCGAGGAAACCGAGUUGGACCUCACCUACAAGAGUAGAUACAAGGAUGUGAAGCUUCCAGACGCUUACGAACGUCUCAUCCUGGACGUCUUCUGUGGGAGUCAGAUGCACUUUGUACGCAGUGAUGAACUAAGGGAAGCAUGGAGGAUCUUCACACCUCUUCUUCAUCACAUAGACAGAGAGAAGCCCAAACCUAUUUCUUACAAAUAUGGAAGCCGGGGCCCAACAGAAGCAGACGACCUCUCAAAGAAAGUUGGAUUCCGCUAUGCAGGCACUUACAAAUGGGUCAACCCUCACAGACUGUGAAUUGUGAUGGGAGGAGUAGAGGUAGAAUAGUGGGAGGGGUGCAGCAGGGGUAAGUGAGCCAUGUCAUGUUCCAAUACUAGAGUGUCUUUUGAGGAAGGAGGCGUUUCCACUAUGUGGAUCCAGCAUCACAGUAGCAGACCAAGCUAUUAUUUCUCAGGUAUGGCAAUUAUUCCUUGGAGCCAGUUCAUCAGACAUUCAAAAAGAAAUGUAUGCUGUACUGGUGGUACCUUUUUAUGUGUCUUCAUACGUUCACAGCAACUUUCCAUGUUUUAUUUGAGAGGUGGGACCAAGUCAGUUUGAGAGGGAACAAAAAAUUUGAACCAGGAUAUUUAUGUGAACCAAUUAACUGUCUGAUGAACUAGCUCCAUGUCCCUGUCUCUAUUAAUUAGGUCUUAAUUUGUCAGGAUGUUAAAUGGAAUAACUGAUUAACAAGAGCAGAACAACAACAACAACAAAACACUCAGCUGAGUCAUGCUCACUCAGUGUAAGCACCGUACCAAAGAUGGUAACUGAACACAGCAGAGACGAGGAACAACAGGAAUGAUUGUUCACCAGUUGUCACUCUUAAUAACCUUUAUGAUUGUAAUGCCAUUAUGCUUUGACUGCUGUUAUUAAUCACACUUAGUGGAGUUUCAUUUUAACAACUUGCGUACUCUCUCUUUGCCUCCUCUUUAAGAUAAAUAGACUCUGUGGUUUACAAAGGGCAAUGCAGGCAGUUUCUCUUCAAAGCAUUCAUACUGGAAUAGUCUCAAGUGUCCUUAUGGACAAACAAAACAAGCUCUCUGUCUUGUUUAGUAGCCUCCCCCUGAGCUUCAUUCCCUUUUGUUUACAUUUGUUUUCAGGUUUUAUUGAAGUUGCUGAUGUUCCAUCCAUAUUUCGAAAUAUUCAGACAGCAGCGGUGUCUGCCAUAGGUCAACAGUGAAUGUCUUUGUAACGACGUAUUGAAUACUGCUGUUAACUGCACAUGCACAUAUAAAGCUAGCUACAUUUCCACUACUUGUAAUAAACUAGUUUUGCUUCUCUGUUAA